Molecule: messenger RNA, 1453 nt
Organism: Dimorphilus gyrociliatus
Lineage: Eukaryota; Metazoa; Annelida; Polychaeta; Dinophilidae
Source: the annotation of a GenBank genome assembly
GCCUACCAAAAAAUUAACGUAAAGUAGAUGCUAAUAGAGAAUAAUGUGCAAGUAACCUACUUCUCUCCAAACGUAAUAUGGCUUUAUUAUAUAAGAUUCAUAUAUAUAUAAAUAUAUAUAAAUAUAUAUAUAUAUAUAUUACAAAGUAUCUUGUAUGCAUAACAACCAACGUUUGUUUUGAUUCCAUAAAACUAUGCAAACAGUCUCAUUUAAACAAGCUAUGUCAAAUGUGUCAUUGAUCAAAUGCGACGUUUGUGGAAUAUUUUUAAAUUCCAAAGACCAAGCUUAUCAACAUAAUAUUGGAUCUAAGCAUUAUAGAAAUCUCAAAAAGUUAUCUCUGCCAAUACCGCCAGAAAUCGAAGCUCUACACGGAGGAAAUAACAAAACUAAACCCCAAAAUUCGAAUACUGAAGCAGAAAAAGCUGAUAAUAAAUUUGAUAACGGCAGAAAAAACAGUUCUAACGAGGAUAAUGAAAACCAAAUACCCAGCGUCAUCUCGACACUAGGGUCAAAAAAUAAUGAGACAGUCAGCUCAAAUCCUGUUAAUGAUGCACUAAUUAAGAAUCUGAGGGGAGAGCUGUCAACUAAGAAAAAGAUCGAAAUACCAUGCGAAAUCUGUUUUGAGAGGUUCGAGUGUACUGUAUGUGGAAUUUUUACGUCAUCUAGCGGUAAUUUAGAAGAUCAUAGACGAGGUGCUAAACAUAGAAGAUGUAUCAAUAUUAAAGCCAAAUUAGCCGGUGCUGGUUCGACAGCUUCCAAGGCAGCUGAAGAAAUGCCUGGCCGUGUGAAAGAUAUGUACUAUUGUUCAGUGUGCGAUAUCAGCGUUAUUAGUCCUAUGACCUUAAGAGUUCACCUCUCAUCCGAGUUUCAUAAGAAGAGGCAUAGCGAAAAGAACAAUAAAGAAGAUAUUGAACACUUACACACUGUCGGCUCUAACUAUUUAUCAUCAGAUCGACCUAUUGGUCCUGCUGAUUAUCCACCCAACUUUAGGAAAAAUAAACAAAUAGCUACAACUUGGAAAGAAGCUAAAGAACAACAAGAUAGGAAAAAAAGUACUCGAAAGAAUUGUAAUUCUUAUGGGUUCGUUAAGGGUUCAAUAGAUAAUUCUCAUAAUGCUAGUCAGUGUGCCCAGUCUGAGAAGAGAAAGCGGUCUUGGAAGGAUUACAACUACGGUAGCAGCGCGGCAAAUAUUAAUAAUAGCGCUGGAUUUUACAAUGGGCAAACAUAUAACAUGAUACAAACUGCCAUUAAUUAUUAUUCUGAGAAUUUAUACGGACAAUCUCAAAUGUCACAACAAGUACAGUCCAACGCAUCCUCUUAUAAUCCUUAUGAAAGUGGCUUUUGGAACCAGUUUAAUCAGCCGAACAACUACAUGCCGAACGUACAAUAUCCGACCACUCAUUUGAAAGAAAGAGUCGAAUUGGAAGAUGACUAUUCUUGCUACUUCUCUUAG